Ceratitis capitata (Mediterranean fruit fly) is the source of this 2451-nucleotide messenger RNA. RefSeq names its product venom dipeptidyl peptidase 4. The transcript is spliced from 8 exons. The coding region runs from base 24 to 2321 and encodes 765 amino acids. Lineage: Eukaryota; Metazoa; Arthropoda; Insecta; Diptera; Tephritidae. Gene Ontology annotation, biological process: proteolysis. The record is from RefSeq and is a predicted model, not a curated record. Gene Ontology annotation, molecular function: dipeptidyl-peptidase activity; serine-type peptidase activity.
UAAAAUAAAAAAAUAUAAAUCAAAUGAUUUGGAAAACGAAUUUAUUGCGCUUGUUGUUGGUGUUGUUUGUGUUGCUGAUAAGUGCAACCCAUGCACGUCAUUUACCGCAAACUGAUGCAGCGCGCGAUGCAGCGGCAAAAGUACCUUGGGAAUUGAGCGAAGCGCUCUCGGCGAGCGGACGUUUGCGUGGUUUCAAUGGAAGUUGGAUUAACGAUGAUGAAAUCGCUUAUAGAGCUACAGACGGUUAUCUCUAUAAAUAUAAUGUGCCCACACUAAAUCGUUCGCUGAUCUUGCCGCCAGCGAUAUUCGAGGUGUAUCCAUCGGAUUUAACCAUCACAUUCUCGCCCGACAACACGAAGCUGCUCAUACGUUACGAUGUCGAGCAGCUGUUUAGGCAUUCGGUCAUCGCGAAAUACUCUCUGCUGGAUAUUGAUACCAGAGACGAGACGAAAGUCCAUAAUGGCGAGAAAUUGCAGUACUGCGGUUGGUCGCCGUCGAAAAACCGGCUCGCCUACAUCUAUGAAAAUAAUGUACACGUACACUAUGAAAACGAUGAGGAGUUGCAGCUCACCAGCGAUGGCGUAACCGGCGUUAUCUACAACGGCAUACCCGAUUGGGUGUAUGAGGAGGAGGUACUGUCCAGCGGCAGCGCAAUGUGGUGGUCCAAAGACGGUACGCAUCUCAUAAGCGGUUACUUCAAUGACGUCGAUGUGAAGACCUUCAAGUAUCAGGUGUACGAAGAUAGCUAUAUAAACAACUCGCUGUUGGAGUAUCAAUAUCCACAAGAAUUGGACUUGAAAUAUCCCAAAGUGGGCACACCAAACCCUGUAGUAGGUUUGCGUUUGUUCAAUGUGGAUACCAAGCAAUUGGAUCCCGUCAAUAUCACUGCUCCCGUUGAGAUUGUAACGGCCGAUCACAUUAUACAAAAUGUUGUUUGGAUCGAUAGCAGUCGCUUUCUAUUGGUUUGGCUGAAUCGUCGUCAAAACUUGGCUACUCUGCAGGAAUGCACACUGGAGGGUGUGUGUCGUGAGGUGACGCGCUUGCAGGAGUCUGAUGGCUGGAUUAUGAUGAGCACACCGAAAUGUGAGUCCACGUAUUGUACCUUUACCUAUUGGAUUGACGACUGGCUGCAAGUGUGGCGACUGGAUUUGGCGACGGGCAAGAAUCUGUGGGAGACGCGCGGUAACUUUACCGUGCUGAAUGUUUACCAUUACGAUGAGACUGCCGAUGAGCUCUACUAUCAGGCUACGUUGAGGGAUCAACCUUUUCAAUCACAUGUUUUCCGCAAUAACGACUGUUUGAGCUGUAAACUACGUGAUUCCGAGGAUAACAUUUGCCGUUCAGCUGGCGCCUCCUUCAGCACGAAUUACACAUACUAUGUGCUGAACUGUAAUGGACCCGGUCCAGCAAUUAUACGAGUUUUUGAGACUAAGACCGAUCGUGAAGUAGCCGUUUGGGAGAAUAAUCAUAUUUUCCGCGAGUAUUUUGCUAAUAAACUAUUUCCCAACAACACUUAUAUAAAUGUAACACUAGCCGAUGGCUCCUUUGCCGCUGUGAAGCUGCAGUUUCCACCGAAUUUGGAUGAAACCAAGAAAUACCCAAUGAUUGUCAAUGUCUAUGGCGGUCCCAAUUCGGUGCGUGUCACCAGCGCUUUCAGCACGGGCUACAACCUCUUUGUGACCACAAAUCGCGAGGUCAUCUACGCGCUGAUCGAUGGACGUGGUACGGGCAAUAAGGGCAAGAAGUUACUCUUCAGUGUGAAUAACAAUUUGGGCGACUUGGAGCCACAGGAUCAGAUUUUCGUUGCUAAAUAUCUGCAAACCCUUUAUCCAUUUAUCGAUGCGGAACGUGUGGGUAUUUGGGGUUGGAGUUAUGGUGGUUAUAUGACAAUCAAAACGCUGGAGUAUGAUGCGAAUAAUGUCUUCCAGUGCGGUGUAAGUGUGGCGCCGGUCACAUCGUGGUUGUAUUAUGAUACCAUCUACACCGAACGUUAUAUGGGUCUACCAACGGAGGAGGAUAACUUGGCCGGCUAUCUGAAGAGCAGUGUGUUCCAUAAGGAAAUUGACACUUUUAAUAUACACGAUCUGCUACUGAUACACGGCACAGGUGACGAUAAUGUGCACUACCAGAACUCGCUGCUGUUUGCCAAGAGCCUACAAGCCGCCAAUAUUUUGUUUGAGGAAAUGGCCUACACGGAUGAAAAUCACUCGAUUGGCAGCUUCUUACCUCAUGUCUACAAUACAAUCGACAAUUUCUUCAUAAGUUGCCUUAAUUUACAUGUGCACGAUGAUGACGAGGCAGAGGAGGAGAAGAGUAAAUGAAAUUAAGACUGGAUUGUAAAUGACCAGAUUGUUCAGUUGAGUUGGCAGCAGAAGUAUUAGUUAGUUAAUUUUUUUUCCAAUGACUUUUCAUAAUAAAAAUAAAUGAAUUUCGAUUUCAAUUGAAAAUAAA